Aspergillus nidulans FGSC A4 is the source of this 2738-nucleotide messenger RNA. RefSeq lists its product as uncharacterized. The record is from RefSeq and is a predicted model, not a curated record. Bases 492 to 2216 code for a protein of 574 amino acids. Lineage: Eukaryota; Fungi; Ascomycota; Eurotiomycetes; Eurotiales; Aspergillaceae. The transcript is spliced from 2 exons.
CGCGUCCUCACCACCAACACCCUCACCCCGUCACCGUAUACACCUCCCAAACCGGCCAUAUCACACCGAUACUCCGCGAACAGCACCCCAGCCCAUUCCGGUGGACCCAUUUUAACAAUCGGCCGUUUUCCGUCCGUUCUCAGACGUGUGCGGAAUACUCGAAUUGUCACGGCCCUCUGACCUAAGACUUUUUACGAACUUCGUCUCUCGUUCCGCUGUUUUUGUGCUGCUUCUCGCGGCAGCUAAGGUGCCACUUGCAGCUUGAUUGGAACAGCUGCAACCCAUUGGCUGUGUCGACAUACCACGAUUUUCAAUCUGUGUAUCGGACAAAGCAUUAAAAAAAAAACCUAGAGAACAUUUCGUCUGCACCACUGUCGCGCCGUACGACCACGCUCGGGGGAGACGGCGACCCCGUACCCAUAUCUGAUCACUUGGCACAUAACGCUUUCAAAGAGAUUAUUUGCAGAAAUUGCAACCGUGGCGACGACAAGAUGCCUUCACGACUUUCGACACCCGUCUUGACGGUGGACACAGCAAAGAUUCACAAGGUGGAUACAGCAAACACACAGAGCCUCCAUGGGAUGUGGAUGGUAUUUUCCAAAUGCGCAGACUUCAUGGAAGAGGGCCGUCGACUAGAGAACCUCAGUUGGAGGUUGUGGACUCGCGAGACUUUCUGUGUAGAACCAGAAAGUUCCAGCGACACCUCGGUCUUGCCCUUGCUUCGUUCGGAAGCCGCCGACUUACCAGAAUUGUCAGCCAGCGUGGAAUCGGCUGCUUCUGACCAGGCGGAACGGAUAGAAAAGCAUAUCAAGCGGCCCAGAGAGGACUACAAGCCUGCCGUUGUUCGGGAGGAUUCAUUUAGCUUAGGGCGAGCAAAGGAGAAGCAUUUCACAUCGUUGGACUUGGAGCGUAUGGUGCUGAACAUCAAGGAGAAGAAAACUUUGGAGCCAAUCUCCCCGGUGGCAACCCUGACCCAACCGGUUGUCGACAUCACGCCCCGGACAUCUACGCCGACUCCUACCCCUCCUUCAAACACAACGCUCAAGCGGCCGACUUUCGCUCUAAACGAGCGACAGAAGCACUCGACUGAGUCGUGCUCAACGACUGCCCCAGACGGUAAUGACAGCGAUGCUGCUAACGUGAAUGUUAAUGGCUCGGACACUAGUGUUUCAUCUUCAGGCAUUCUUCCCUCGAAGCCUCAGUUGAUCAAGUCGCCCAGCAUUGUCCGUGGUUUCUCUCCUUCUCAGAUAUCUUCAUCCUACCGGUCGCAGCCUCGACUCUCGAGUGAUCCGGACGCUUCUAAAACUCAAGUUCCGGCCAAACUCUCGCCUCUAAAGAAAAAGGGCAACAUGUUUACGCUUGGUGGUUCCUCCGGGGAUGAGGACGAGAGUUCUUUUGAAGAUCGCAUGAUGCAGGCUCCUCACCGCAGCUCGCUAUCAGACCAGCUUGAAAAGCGGCCGGGCAGUAACCUCAAUCCUAAAAAUAAGGUGGCAACAUUCAAGGAGCAAGUGGGAAAUCUCAAGUCAAUGAAGGAGCGACAAAGUGGCAACGACGAGGACGCCAUCGAGACCGAUGAUGAUAUCUCCGAGAGUGCUAUUGAAGAUGACGAAGACUCGGACUGGGAGGAUUCAAUCACUGAAAGCGGUCGUUCUAGCGUUGAUGAGAGAGAUAUGUUCCAGCGGGUGGAUUCGCGACCGAACCUGGUCUCACGCCGCUCACUUUUGACCAUGAUGAUGCACCAGCCCCUUAGAAUGGGAGAUGCCUCUCGGUCUACUCCGGCUUUGCAGCGAUCACGCCUUACCUCACCCAACGGCCCUUCCAUUCCUGCGUCGCCCCCUGAUGACGACGAGGAGAACCUGACAAUGAAGGGACCCGGUGUUCCCCGAUCCAGGCCGAUCAUCAUGAAGCCUACUCCUCAAUCUGUGGCGCAUUCCCCGCGUACUACCCGCCGGAACAUGCUUGCUACUGAGUUGACCGAAUCCCUUCGGCGCCACCUCUUGUGGGAGCGGCAGCAAAAGAGCGCGACCGCAAACGCAUUCAAGCGGAGGCAUACCACUCACGACAUGAAGAACCUGAAGGAGUAUCCAGGACCUCAAAACCAGCAGGUGGCGAUGCCGAGCUCCAAUGGGGUAGCUGAUAAAGACGUCGCAAAGACGGGGUCCUUCAACCACUACACUGAUUUUGGGCCUUGGGAAUACCACGCAAAGGGGUGGUAGACUGAUUACGUCCAACAGACGCCUUCUUCUCUUCUCCCCUUUUGAUUAUGAUACCCGAUUUUGACCAAUCUUCCUUCUGUUUACUUUCGCAGACAUGCUGCUUAUCAUCCUUGUGACACGUACCAAUCACGACUGCAUUGCAUUUUGGGCGCACCUAGGGAUUAUAUGGCUGUUAUUUUCGGGUCGCUUAUUCUUGAUUUUGCAUUUUACUCUUUGCAUGGUGGCUGUCUGUUUCCGCGCACUGGGCUUCGGUCCGCUACUACUGAAUAAUCUUUUUGUACAGAUGAUAUUCGACAUGAUACAGAUACAGGGGUACACGGUUGAUAUGGUCACAUGGGAUUUCCUUCCUUUAUUAUUGAUAAAAGGGCUGGGGGCUAUGGUCAUCAUCUUAGCGCGGGUACUGCACCUCUGGACUGUGUCUUUGUUCGUGUAAAAAGAUACCACAUUUGUUCCUUGUUUCUUCUUGCAUGGCCGGUGCAUGUCAUGUACGCUAAUGAAUCCUGGAAAGACUCAAAAAAAUUG